Molecule: messenger RNA, 4897 nt
Organism: Physella acuta
Lineage: Eukaryota; Metazoa; Mollusca; Gastropoda; Physidae
Source: RefSeq, a predicted model, not a curated record
UGUAAAAAUGGAAUACUUUGUUUGUGGUCGUAACUACGCUUAGCGAGUUAUUGCCCAUGAACGAUUGAGAUCUAACAAGACAAGAUACGUAUGAUGUAGAUCUGAAUCUAGAACUUAACAGAAUAAUAUGAAAGAAAAACGUUAUUUCAAGGCUAAAUUAAGCCCAAUAUUUGGGAUAAUAUAGUGAAAUAAAGUAGUAUUUGUAUGGCGUGGGGAUUAGGAAAUGUUGAACUUUUUAAAAAGAACAGUAAAUUUGAAAGCUUUCUCAAAAGAUGUUUGUCAGAGCAGGAGUUCGAAAGAAUUCGUGGAUAUGAGUCGUGUGUUGUGGUAUCCGAAAAAGAAAAUAAAGCCUUUAGGUUCAUUGUACUUAGUGAUGAAAAAAUUUAUCUGACUGAGAACCCUCCGAAAACCAUUGAAGAGGCAGUCCAUCUUAAAGAUAUUGUAUCUGUUGAACUGGUCAAUGAAUUCCCAGAAUUUCUAAGAGGAAAUGAGAGGAACAAUGCCCAGCACAUUGCUAUCACAUACAUGACAUUUGUACCCAGGCGCAGGUCACUCCGCAACAAGUCCAAAGGUUCUCAGAGAGGAUCAGUCGUGUCACUGAGUACUGAUAGGUCUAAUGCAUCCACACCAAUUGGUUAUGACAACCCGCUAGACAGCAGUGCCCCAGAAGAUCAAGGCUACCUGACCCAGAGUUCAGCCAGCCUGCCAACCAGCCUGCCAACCAGCAGGCCAACCAGCAGAGAUAGCACUAAACCAAGCGCACUGCAGAACAAGAAGAAGAAGAAAACUCCAGGGUUAAAUGACAGCCUCGACCAUGAAAGUAUCCUACGCUCACUCAAGGAAGAGAAAGAGGAAGAGAUGAUGGAGACUAUUGAUGAACAGAACAUGCCAACCAACAGAUCAACUAACACAGAACAUUCCAGAACAAAACCUCCACCACAAGGGAGACAACAGACCAGGACAGAUUCUAUAAAUAGUACAGCACAGACACCUUUGUAUACCCAGCAGAAGAAUGGUGUGUCUGACAAGCAAAUACUGCUACACACACAGUCCCAGCAACACACACAGGACAAGAAAGUUAACAAAACGGCUUGCUGUUUUUUAUUUGGGUGCUACAGAACACAGAAAAAUCAGGUGGUCCCUGCCAGCAAAAGUGGCACCAUCCCCGACAAACGCCAGUCUGUUGAACUCUCCAGCCAGAUGUACAGUCAACAGAACACAAACUCUAACAAUCUGUAUGGCAACAGUCUAGCCCAGCUGAGUGGAUUUCCUACUGCUAGCAGGAGCUCUUCACUGAUUGGUUCAAGAUCUGGGACACCCAUGCUGGAUACAGAGCGCAAUAUCAACCACUUAAACAUGUCCACCAGUGACUUGGGCAGCUACAUCUCCUUCAAUGGCCUUAACACCCUGUCUGUUGAUGGUCUACCUGUGCCGCGCAGGUGUGUCCUCAAUGUCUACAUCCUCAACCAGACCUCACCUCUCCUCAUCCUGCUGAAGAGUGCCUGGCACAACUACAUCAUAAAAUCCACCCUGGCCUUGGAACCAGAAACUCUAGAAAUUUCUACCAAUCCCAAAAUCUUGUCAGCUAGUAACAGUGAAUUAAGUUGGAGAGAAAAAGUUGAACACGAAUACCUUCAGCUAAAGAGGCGUCUGCUGCAACCCAAUCUUUCCAUGGAAGAUCAGUUUGUUUAUAUAGAUCAGCUGUACAAUGCAACUAAGUCCAGCUUUAUAAUCAAAAAAUUAUUUUGGAAGCACUCUGAUUUGUUUGCUCUCCUUGUGACUGAGCUGAAGAAAUAUGUGCCUUGUUCAAAAUCGUCACUCACUUCUGAGGAAGGAAAGAUUCAAAGAGCGGAUGAAAUGGAGUUUUCUAUCCUUGUGUUGUCAACUUUAAACCUGAUGUUCAGAGAAACAGAAAUUGUGCCAUCAAGGCUACACACGCUCAAGCUUGAAGGGGGCAAACACCUGUCUGACCUACUGAACAUAGUGGUCAGCCAGCCAGACCUACCCUACCAGCCACUAUCAAGGCACUGGUCCACACCAGCUGUUGGUGCCAAGGGGACAGAUGUCAAAAGAAAUGUUAAUGAGGAGUUGGUCAGGUUAAAAACAGAAUACACAAAGACUGCCAUUUGUUCUCUAUUUGAGCUCUUCAUGGUGGCUAAACAGGCAGCAGGUGAUGAGCUAGAAAUACUGUCAGUGUCUGGCAUGAUUGGCGCAUGUACCAAGCUGAAAGCCACGGAGAAGUUUGUUGACCGUCUGGUUACUCAAAUCAUGGAGCUGGUCAGCUUGUCCAGGUUUGAACUCCUGACCCCGACCCAGUCCAUGUUUGUCUUUCAGAUGUUUACCCUGCUGCUUACAUUUGUGGAAGUCAACAAGUCAGUCAUUAGCUACGUACGGAACAAUUACUUUGAGGAGUUUAAGUAUUUCAUCCAGACACCUGCUGUGUCCAGGAAACUUCCACCACAGUAUCCAAUCACAGCCACAACAAUCAACAUCAUUGACCAGGUGGUGACCAAAAUUCUUGGAACUCAUUGAACAGGUGGUGAACAAAAUUCUAGGAACUCAUUGACCAGGUGGUUACCAAAAUUUAGGAAACAGUUGAUCAGGUGGUGACCAAAUUUUAUGAAAUAAUUGAACAGGUGGUGACCAAAAUUCUAAGAAAUCAUUGAACAGGUGGGGACUAAAUCUAGGAACCCAAUAAACGGGUGGUGACCAUAAUUUUAGGAAAGCUGGACAAUUGUCAUGGCCAAUCGGGUGUGCAGAUAGAAGGAAACGUUUAAUGUAAACAUUUGUUUGAAUGUAAACAUUUGUUUGAAGACAAUCUCUUGUUGAUAGGUUUGCAUUGUGGACAUGGUUAUUUGAAAUUUCAUGGGAGAGCACUGAUCAAAUUUUUUUUUAGCUUGUUUUCAUCAAAGAGAAUUGAUCAAUCAAAAUUCUUUAUUUUAUUCUAGUUACCUAAGUAGUUAAUCUCUGAGUUUGGUGAUCAAUUUAUUGAACUAUUCAAAUAGGUUUCUUGAUGGUUAAUUACAUCACAUCGUUCAAAAGUCUUCUGCAAUCAAACUAUCACCAUUUUUUCUUUUUGAUUUCAUAGAACAAUUUCUGACUUUUUUUUGUGAAUAAAGUUUUAGAAUGUAAUAGUUAAAAAGUUGAUAUAUAACAAAAAAGUGCUCUGUUAUAUGUGACAGCUUACUGCUACCACUGUCUUAAAGCUAAUUCAUUGGAAAUCAAAACAUCAUAUGCGUGGUUACCUUGGAAAUGAAGACAUUGAAUACUUGUGUUACCAUGGAAAUGAAGACAUUGAAUACUUGGGUUACCAUGGAAAUGAAGACAUUGAAUACUUGUGUUACCAUGGAAAUGAAGACAUUGAAUACUUGGGUUACCAUGGAAAUGAAGACAUUGAAUACUUGGGUUACCAUGGAAAUGAAGACAUAGAAUACUUGGGUUACCUUUGUGUAUUUCCUCAACUUGCUCAACCUUUGUCUCAUUCAUUUUUUCAUUUUUCGAGUCUUGUUUUUGUUAGAAUUUAUGACCAGGAACAAAUCCUGGUGUCACCAGCAGCUUUAUGUAAAUAGCCUUUGUGUCUUAUACUACACUUUUUAUCAUUCUCAUUUCAGCUUUUAUUUAUUGCUUAUUUGCCUUUUAUAUCCAUCUUUUUUAAACAAAAUAUUCUUCUGAAAAUCUAAAAAAAAAAAAGAUUUUCUAUUCAUUCAAUACAAUUUGUGUUUGAGCUUUUGAUUUGACUGUAUAACAUGGUAAAAAUAUAACGGCUGUUGUUUGCUUAAGAAUAUAUUUUGUAUAUUAAGAGUUCUAAAAUAAAUUUUAUUGUACAUUCCUCUUUGACUUUACUAAACUGUUGAGUUGCUGUCAUGUUUUUCAUGAAUUGAAAUGGCAUAUGUUAUGAAUUAUGAUUAGAAAUGUUAACAUACACUAGUAAGAAUAAGGUUCACAUUAGCAAUUUAGAAUUCAUUUCAUCCAGAAACAAAGUAUGGUAGGGCCCAAAACCACAAUUUGAGCUUUAGAGCUAAGUUUGUCCUUAAAAUAACACUACAUCUCUUGUUUUAUGCACAAGAGAGUUCUGCAAUAAUUGACUCUUGACCUUCUGGUAUAGAACAACACAGUAUAUAUAUUGUGUUUAUAAUUAUUCAGGCAAUGAUUGGUUGAUUGUUACUGUCCAGACAAUAAUUGAUGCCACCCAGUCAAUUAUUGUUAAAUUCAUGCUGUCCAGUCAGUUAUUGUUAGACUGAUGCUGUCCAGUUAGUUAUUGUUAGACUGAUGCUGUCCAGUUAGUUAUUGUUAGACUGAUGCUGUCCAGUCAGUUAUUGUUAGACUGAUGCUGUCCAGUUAGUUAUUGUUAGACUGAUGCUGUCCAGUCAGUUAUUGUUAACCUGAUGUUGUCCAUUCAAUAAUUAUUGUUGGACUGAUGCCGUCCAUUUAAAAAAUAGCCCCAUGAUCCUGGCAAAUGAUGUCAUGUGCCUUGCUUGCCAGAUGUCAACAUUUACCUCCCUUAAAGUUAUAUCUACAGACUUUUUAUUCUAUUUUAUCUCCCCUUAGGGUUAUAUUGACUUCUUGUUUUAUUCGCAUGCCUAUUUUGUAUCAGCAUACAGUGGUGUCGUGUGACCUAUACAAAAUGUGUUUUGUAUCAGCCUACAGAGCCACAGUUACACACUUGAUACAGCUUACAACCUUUCUAUAGAUCACCACACAACUAACCCUAGCCAUACCACUAUAAUCACAGGACAGACAGAACCACUUAAAAGCAAUAUUUUUUUUCUUUCAUUGUUGUCCAACUUUAAUACGUCGUUUGCUUUUGGAAGAGCUAUUGUAAAGUCCAGCAAGUUUUUCAUUUAUAAUUUAUAUUCAUUUGUUAUUUUAAGAUCAAUAAAAUUCAACUUUAUGAAGA